This is a messenger RNA of Sorghum bicolor (sorghum), 1820 nucleotides long. Its product is annotated as purple acid phosphatase 2-like. Lineage: Eukaryota; Viridiplantae; Streptophyta; Magnoliopsida; Poales; Poaceae. The transcript has a single exon. The record is from RefSeq and is a predicted model, not a curated record. Bases 115 to 1581 code for a protein of 488 amino acids. Gene Ontology annotation, molecular function: protein binding; metal ion binding; acid phosphatase activity.
CGCUGCAUGUCCCUUUCCUGUACCUCUACUACCUCUACUUAAAGCAGGUAGCCGUAGCAUGCUCCGGCCGUCUCACCGGACACACUGCACGGCGUACGUGUGGUUGCCACCACCAUGCACACGGUGGCUAUCCAGCGGCGGCGCCAUGGCGCCGUCACGCUGCUGCUGGUCGCCGCCGCCGUAGUGCUCCUCUCGGCGGCGGCCCAGACAGCGGCGGCGCACCGCCCGCGCGGCUGCGGGGUGACGAGCAAGUACGUGCGGAAGCACCAGGCGUCGGAGGACAUGCCGCUGGACGCGGACGUGUUCGCGGUGCCGCCGGGCCGGAACGCGCCGCAGCAGGUGCACAUCGGGCUGGCGGACCAGACGGGCACCUCCAUGUUCGUGUCCUGGGUCACCGUGGAGGCCGAGGGCAACAGCACCGUCCUGUACGGCCUCGCCGCCGACAAGCUCGACCUCGCCGCCGAGGGCACCAUCACGCGCUACACCUACUACAACUACACGUCCGGGUACAUCCACCACGCGACGCUGACGAACCUGCAGCACGGCACCAGGUACCACUACGCCGUCGGUGUGGGGGUGGGCGACACGGUGCGCGCGUUCUGGUUCACGACGCCGCCGGCGCCCGGUCCCGACGUGCCGCUGCGUCUGGGGCUCAUCGGCGACCUUGGCCAGACGGCCGACUCCAACAGCACGCUGGCGCACUACGAGUCCCACCAGGGCGACGCCGUGCUGUUCGUCGGCGACCUGUCGUACGCCGACAAGCACCCGCUGCACGACAACAACCGGUGGGACACGUGGGGCCGCUUCGCCGAGCGCAGCGUCGCGUACCAGCCGUGGGUGUGGACGACGGGCAACCACGAGGUGGACUUCGCGCCGGAGCUCGGCGAGCUCGCGCCGUUCAAGCCGUUCACGCACCGGUACCCGACGCCGUGGAAGGCGAGCCAGUCGUCGGAGCCGUACUGGUACUCGGUGAAGCUAGGGCCGGCGCACAUCAUCGUGCUGUCGUCCUACUCGGCGUUCGGCAAGUACACGCCGCAGUACAAGUGGGUGGAGGCGGAGCUGAAGCGCGUCGACAGGGAGGUGACGCCAUGGCUCUUCAUCAGCACGCACGUGCCGUGGUACAACAGCAACAACUUCCACUACAUGGAGGGCGAGCCGAUGAGGGCGCAGUUGGAGAAGAUGGCCGUCGACGCACGCGUCGACGCCGUCUUCGCCGGCCACGUCCACGCCUACGAGCGCACCCACAGGUACUCCAACAUCAAGUACAACGUCACCGACGGCAAGUGCACGCCCAUCGCCGACCGCCGCGCGCCCGUCUACGUCGUCAUCGGCGACGGCGGCAACGUGGAGGGGCUCGCCGACGAGCUCACCUGGCCGCAGCCGGCAUACUCGGCGUUCCGGGAGUACAGCUUCGGACACGCCGUGCUGGACAUCAAGAACCGCACGCACGCCUACUACGCAUGGUACCGCAACCACGACGGCAACAAGGUCACCGCCGACACCAUGUGGUUCACCAAUCGCUACCACAUGCCCAACCACGACGACUCCAUGACCAUGAUCACCGCCAAGGCCGCCUGCUAAUUAAUUAAGCCGUCUACUCUAUCCGACAAUACAUCAUACUAUAGACCCAGAGCUCCAUAUGCUUCCCUCCCAAAUAAAAACAGAAAUUGCAUGUGCUUGAUGCUAAUUAAUAAGGCCACUUAUAUUGCUGCCAUGGAUAUCAUAUCAUGUGCCUAUCAACGAGACAUAUAUAUAUGGGACAAAUAUCUCUAUCUUAUAUCUAUUAUAAUGUUUUAUUAAUAAAUUCAGAUUUACUCAAA